AUGCAACCUCUGAAGUCUGACGCGGGCCUUGGCCUGCCGGUCACUGCGACAGUCCCUCUUGCCAGUACGCCGGGCAACAAACGCGCGGUGCUGGGUCUUCGAAGCCUUUACACCACCCUCUUGGCGACCGUGGCUUUUGCCACGAUUCAGAUGGUCAUAAAACCCACGGCGGUGUACCCUGAUUCUCUCCGUAAUGCCAGUACGCGUGCUCCGGGUGCUGAGUUCGAUUGGUUCGCGGUUGAGCCAAGCAGGGACGUCAGGUGGGUCGACUGCUAUGAAGACCAGAAGUGCGCCCGCCUUCUGCUCCCUCUCGACUACGAUCGUCCCAACGGUCCCACGACUGCUAUCGCCAUCCGCAUGAUCCCGGCCACCGACAGGGAGAACUACCGAGGCACCGUCUUCCUAAACCCAGGCGGUCCCGGUGGCUCCGGCACCAACUACAUACAACGCCGUGGCAAAGACAUGUCUACCAUUCUUGGCCCCUCGUACGACAUCCUCUCCUUCGACCCUCGCGGAAUCGGUUUCACGGUGCCUCGGAUCGACUGCUUCGACAGCAAGUCCCAGCGGGACAUAUGGGAGACUCAAGAAGGCCAUGCACUCAUUGGUACCGCGAACAGUACCGGAACGCUCCUCUACCGUGCUCGUGCGCAGCUCCUUGGCGAGCGAUGCGAGAACAAGCUGGGAGGUGAACAUGGCCUGGCUCGAUUCGUCAGCACUCCAUACGUCGCUCGAGACAUGCUCGAGAUGACACAGAAGCUUGGUCAGGAGAAGCUGCAGUACUGGGGAUUUAGCUACGGCACAAUCCUCGGACAGUGGUUCGCGACUUUGUACCCAGACAAGAUCAAACGUCUCGCUAUCGACGGGGUCGUUGAUGGACACAGCUACCGCCGCUCUAGCUAUGAGACCGACGUCGUUGACGUGGAGGCAAUCGUGGAAUCUCUCUUCACCUAUUGCCACGAUGCCGGCCCCCUCAAGUGCCCGAUCUAUGACUCCACCCCUGACCGUAUCGCCGCGAGGUUUUUUAACACUCUCAAGAGCAUCUCAGCAUCUCCCUUCCCCAUUCCCCUCGCCGAUCCCCCACUGAUCAUCACGCGCAAGGUCAUCCUCGAGAGCCUUUUCCGCGCCGCGUAUAAGCCCGUCAACACCUUCCCCCUCAUCACCCAAGUCUUCGCCGCCCUCGAAUCACACAACACCACCGCGCUCACCGCCCUCGCCCCACACAUCGCGGAUCCAACCACCUGCUCCUGCUCCGCCGCCACACUCCCCAUGGUCGGCAGCAACGAAGUCCAAUGGGCUGUCGAGUGCGCCGACAGCGACGCGUACAAGUUCGACCCCUCCCUCUACGCCUCCUUCUACGCCGAGCUCGAGUCCGUCUCCCCGCUCCUCGCGCCCGUCCACUUGAGGGCCCUAGAGUAA
Messenger RNA from Epithele typhae, 1416 nucleotides. RefSeq lists its product as uncharacterized. The transcript has 3 exons. Lineage: Eukaryota; Fungi; Basidiomycota; Agaricomycetes; Polyporales; Epitheliaceae. The record is from RefSeq and is a predicted model, not a curated record. The coding region runs from base 1 to 1416 and encodes 471 amino acids.